This is a messenger RNA of Cladocopium goreaui, 3789 nucleotides long. The record is from the annotation of a GenBank genome assembly. Lineage: Eukaryota; Dinophyceae; Suessiales; Symbiodiniaceae.
AUGGCCUUUGGCCGGAGAAGGGUCGCAGUGAGCGUCGUGGUGGUGUUGUCCAUCUUGCUGGCCAUCUCGCUAGAUUCCAACAUCAGAUCCAAAGUCAACAGGGGCAAAAUGAUGCUGGCAACAGACGCAGAGGUCCGUGUUGAGAAUGACGCAGAGGCUUCGCCAAGUGAAGUUGUAGCGAAUGUGAUGGAGGCAUCAGCAGGCGAAGUGGCAAGCGUCAAUCCCGGAAGUGUGGUGUCAGAGGCGCCAUUCACAGCUGACACCGGUGACACAGCUGACACUGGUGAGCCUGGAGUGGUAGCAACCUCGCCAACACCUGCCGCCAUUGUCGAGCCUUCUCCCGGCAAUGCGGCGUCAUCAUCUUCGAGCGAUGCCUUCUGCCGGUGUUCACAGACGGGUGGCAACAAGCCGCCACAUGGUCUGGAGAGCUUCGCAGAGGAAGAGCUGAAGAAACUUUUGGAGGAGAUGCGCCAAGAGCUGCGGAUGUACAUCUAUUCAGUGGACUUCCAUUGUGACAAGCGAAGGCCGAAGGGCACGAAUCGCGGUUACAUGGUGGAGUGGAAUUUCUAUGACCGCGCCAGAUCAUCAUCGAUGCGGGUUUUGGACCCGGAAAGAGCCACCAUUUUUUACAUUCCGACCUUCACCAGUUGCUGGCGGUCACAGGGUACGACGCGUCGAGAAGGAGGUGAAUCAGCUGGAAAGCGGAUCCAGCAAAUGCUGAAGGAUGUGACCAAGUUGCCCUUUUUGCAAAGGUAUGUCGGGAAAAAACACAUUUGGAUCUCAGCUCAUGACAUGGGCAAAGCAGAACCGCUCCUGGCGUGGUGUGACGCCAAGGACUGCAGCCAAAGCUCGAUGGACAUCACGGAGAUGUUGGCGAAAAACGGUACCGUCUUGGCCAACACAGCAGAUGACCUGGAAAUGCAGAGGGAUGGGAAGCCUGGGGAGUAUGGUUUCAACAGCUCCAUGGACGUCUCCCUGGUUUGCAAUGGGGACAUGCCCUUGGCCUCCCGAAGUCGCUCAGUGAAGCCAAAACGGCCGCGUCGAUAUUCCGUGUUCUUCGCUGGACGAUGGGACGAGAACUACAUCCCCGUGCGCUUCAUCGCCAUCAGGAGCAUUGAGAAAGCAAAACUGCAGAAACCAACGAGUUUCAAUCGGAAAAUCAAGCCCGAGGCCUACGAAAAAGGCCUGGCAGAUUCAGAGUUGUGUCUGGCACCACGGGGUUCACGUGUCUGGAGCCCACGCCUUUUCGAGAUGAUUUGGUUUGGCUGCAUCCCAGUGAUUAUUUCUUCAGGGUAUCACCUGCCCGCGUCUUGUUUCUUCGACUGGAGAGACUUUUCAAUCUUCAUUGAAGACAAAGAUGCUCACAAGGCCGGGCAGAUUCUCAAGGGCUACUUGGACGACCCAAAGCGGUUGGAGGAAAUGAGGGAGAAAGUCUUCAAAAUUCGGAAGGCUUUCAUGUGGAACGACGAGGAAACAGUUGGAGAUGCUUUCGAACUGGCCAUGUUGGAUGUCUACCUCAAGCAGCAACGCCAAGACAUCGACCUAGAACAGCCUUUGAAGCUGAACCCGGCUGAACCCAUUUGUUGCCAUGACUUUAUGACACCUGCCAUGAUGGAGGCAGAAGCAGUCGUGGUCGGGGUGCGGGUUCGACCGUUCCAGGAACGAGAGAUUCAGAACAACUCGAUGUUGUGCAUCAGCAUGAGUCAAAAGUCUACAUCGAUUUUCGACAGUAUGGGGAAAGACACCAUGUUUACCUUCGACGAAUCCUUCUGGAGUCAUGACGGAUAUGAAGAUGAUGGUACUGGAUAUCUCAGGCCCAAACGUGGAAGUAGCUAUGUGGAUCAGAAGUAUGUCUUCGAUACUUUUGGCAAGCGAGUGUUGGACAAUGCUUGGAAUGGCUACCACUGCUGCCUCUUUGCUUACGGCCAAACAGGUUCUGGCAAGAGCUAUUCGAUGGUUGGCUACGGCAACAACAAAGGCAUUGUUCCCAUCUCCUGCGAAGAGAUCUUCCGUAGGAUUGCCAAUGAUGAUGGUGGGAACAGCUAUGAGGUGCUGGUGUCUGCGAUUGAGAUUUACAAUGAAGCCGUGCAGGACCUUCUUAUUCCUGUGGAACAGCGACCGAGAAAAGGCUUGGAGAUCAGAGAGUCCAAGAUUUUAGGUGUUUAUAUCGAUGGCAUAACGAAGAGGCCGGUAGAUUGCUACAAGGCCAUUCACGACACCAUUGAGGAGGCCACUGCCAAUCGGACUGUGGGUUCUACAUUGAUGAAUGCGACAUCCAGUAGGGCACACACGGUUCUGAUCAUUGAAUUCAAGACUGUGACGGCAUGCUCUACGCGGGUGUCGAUGAUCAACUUGGUGGAUCUGGCAGGAAGUGAGAAGGUGAAGCAGACCGGGGCUGAGGGAGAACGCAUGAAGGAAGGUGCGAUGAUCAAUAAAUCUUUGAGCACCUUGGGAAAUUGCAUCGAAAAGCUGGCAGAGAAAUCGACAAAUCCAAAGAAGGCGGUUCUUGUUCCAUACCGUGAGUCCAAACUCACCCGACUGCUGCAGAAUGCACUAGGCGGUUCAAGCAAGACCAUCAUGAUUUGCGCAUUGUCACCAGCUUCCUCGAACUAUGAAGAGAUCAAAAACAAAGCCGUUGUCAAUGAGAACCCUCAGGAAAAGCUGAUGCGGGAGCUUUUGGAAGAAAAUCAGAAGCUGAAAGAGAUGAUUCAAUCCCUGGGUGCUGGACGCACAGUGGAUGCCCAGACCUUUGAGGAUUUGGGCCGCAAGCAGCGAGAGAUUGCAGAGGCCGAAGCAGCUUUGAAGGACAUGCAGAAGACCUUCCAAGAAAAACUUGAGGAGGACCGACAGAGACAGGGUGAACUUCGGAGAAGAGGAACCGUUGUGAAUCCGAUGGUUCCGAUGAUUGUGAAUUUGAACCAAGAUCCACAGCUGCAAGGACGAGUGAAGCACUACUUUCCUGCGGGCAAAACUGUGAUUGGCUGCCAGAAGCAGGAUGAAUCCGACUCGGAGACAGAGACGGAGGAAAGCGAUGCCGAAGGUGGCAGCGAUAAGGAAUCUGAUGACUUACCGGUGCCAGACAUCAACAUGCUGGGCUCUGGGAUCCAAAGGCUCCAUGCCUCUGUGGAGAACACCUCUGCUGAGUGCAUUUUGACGGCUCUCAGCCCUGAAGCCGCCAAGGCCACUUGCCUCAACGGCAUGCCUUUGGACCGGAUGUUGGAGAUGGACGCCAAGAAAUGUCCCCGCACUCGUGUGGAUGACGGCUUUGUUCUGGUGCAUGCUGAUCGAUUGAUCUUCGGCCCUUGCUACUUCGUCUUCGUUCAACCCAACGUUUGCAGUGCAGAGGUCCUCAUCACUUCGGGAGAAGCCGAUUUCACCACGGCGCAGAUGGAAGAGAUGAGAGAAAAGAGGUCGGCUACGGAGAAGCGGAUCCGGCAGAGCCUUUAUUCUCCCUGCAUGGUUCUGCCAGGCCUGGAAGGUGCCGAGCAUCUGGAGCAAGUGCAAGAACUGCAGAAGGAACUGGGACAAGUGAAGCGAAUGCUGCAGUUGAAGGAGCAGGUCUUGAAAGCCAAAGAGGAAGAAGUCGAAGAGUUGCGACGUGAAUUGGCCUUGCUGCGAAAUCCAGGAGAACAUGUGAAUGAGAUGCUGUACGCUGGACAUAGCAAGGUCUCGUUGGCGAUCGACAACACCUUCGAGGAAGCCUUGGCACAGCUGAGCGCUGUAGAGGCGAUGUUAACGUCAUGUGCUCCACGGAGCGACAGUCCAAAGAAGAAGUCUCUGACUGGUUGA